Naegleria lovaniensis is the source of this 2457-nucleotide messenger RNA. RefSeq lists its product as uncharacterized. Gene Ontology annotation, biological process: snRNA 3'-end processing. The transcript is spliced from 2 exons. Bases 1 to 2457 code for a protein of 818 amino acids. The record is from RefSeq and is a predicted model, not a curated record. Gene Ontology annotation, cellular component: integrator complex. NCBI's taxonomy places the organism in Eukaryota, Heterolobosea, Eutetramitea, Acrasida, Naegleriidae.
AUGCCCACAGUGCUCUUGUUCUUUUCCGUUCAAUCGGUAACACCAUCGGUCGUGAAUUGUGCCCAUGUUUUGAAAAAUUAUGCCACAAGAGUUGUUCAUCGGAUACAUGCCAAUCACAAAUUGGAGGAAAUUGAUUUAUUAUCCUAUGAUGGUCAAGAGUUGAAAGUGGUGGCUCCAUUUUCCAAAGAUACCAAUGAAAUUUGUGCAAAAAUCGAUCAAAUUAAUUUUCAACAUGUAGAAAAUGCAGGUACACAAUCAUCCAAUAUAAUUAUGAAUGGACUUGUUUCGUGUUUUAAAAACAUUGAAGAAACCCUAGGAAUUCACACUCAUACUCAGAUUAUUAUUUUCACGGAAUAUACCGAACUAUCAACAGAUGAAAUGUUUAAGAUACGACCUCCUUUUCCUGUCAAGUUACAUAUUUUCUCCACUUCAAAAUUACAUUACACAAUUUCACAAGCACCAAAAAUUGGAACCAGAAUGAAAGAAGAAACCAAUUCUGCCCAUAAGAGCAUUCCAGAAGCGCAUGUCAAUAAUUCUCUCAAACAACUUUCGAAAUUAUAUGAAGGCCAUUGCUACUUUGUGUCAUCGAGUGCCAAUUUGAGCAGUACUAACCAACAAAAUCCCAUUGUUCCCGAUGAGUCCAUCAUUAAUGAGUUUAUUAAGAAGCACUAUGACAAGUACAGUGGAUAUUUGGUUUUUGGACAUCUUGUAUCUCCCAUUGAGUUGCAUCCUGAUCCAAAUCUUGUCAUGUGGCUGUUUGAUAGACAGCAACAAGGUCUUCAUCCCACACUCGUGCUCAAUGACACCUCAUUUAGUAGCACUGCAAGCGAGAGAUCCUCAUGUCAUGUUCCUCCCAUUCUCAAUAUUGUAGGUUUCAUUCCAGGUACAGAACUCUCCUCUCCCAAAUGCAUCUCCAAGCACACUAUUUUACCACUGAAUCCUGACGAGACGGAGCAAGCGUAUGGCGUUCGUGUUUCAAGACGAGAUCGAGAAACUCUCUACGGAAAGCACAAAAAGAUUAUUAAGGCAGAUGCUUGCAAAGCAGAUGAAGCUCCAGCCUCGUUUUAUCAACUCUUACAUCAAACGUUACUGAAAGGACGACAAUUGAAUAUUCCUCCCCCACCUCCUACAGCGAACAAUAUGGGAGGCGAUGGAAGCGAUGAACAAUCGUCUUCGAGUAACGAACCAAAAAGAAUUUGUGCCAUUGUGAGUUUGGGUGGUAUGCCAGAACGCUUUGCUUACAUUACCGCUUGCAAUGAUGGUGACUCCUCUUCUCUCAUUCUAGGAGUUUUUAACGAGCUCUUAGAAGUUGCCCAAAGUGACAAGUAUUCGAGAAGUAUACCCAAAGCGCAGCUUGCAUGCAAUAAUUUAGCGUAUCCAUGGCUUUGCAAUGGAGUAGGUCAAAUGGUCGAAGAGAUGGCUCAUGCAAAUUCGUGGGACAUUCCUGUCUCUGGAGAGCAUUUUGAUUUAUUCACAAAAAACGUGAACCUUAAAUCCUACAAUUAUGACCUUAAACAAAGUAAGACUUCGGUUGUCAUACCUUUUCAAAAGAAUGAAACACUCUCCAAUGAUUUUGGAAAAAUUCAAAGAAAUAUCAAAAACUUGCCGAAAAAAACAGACCUAGUGACCAAUGAAUGUGAAAAGUUGAGAUACAUUUCACAGGUUUUCCACAAUCCCUAUAUUGUGGAAACCUUGAAAAAAUUCUUGAUGGAAUGUGUUGAUAGCAAUUAUGAGUUGUUACAAACUGAAACCUCUAUCGAGACACAAGAACAAUUACUGAAAGCAAAUUGCGUCAUGAAGGAGCUAUAUUCACAGCUAGACAAGGAUCCAAAGGUUAAACUGAAACCACCCAAAGAUCCACAAUAUUUUGAAAGUGUUAAACAAGACCUAGCCACCAUCAGGAAUCUCCAACAACAACAACAACAACAUUUCCAUCAUGCCCAACAACAACAACAAGCUCAACCAACACUUCCUCUCCAGGCACAACAACAGCAGCAACACCAAAUUCUUCUUCCAACCGUUCAUCAUACACAACACUUGCAUCACCAACCAACUCUUCAAGCACAACCUCCUCAAAUGUUGUCUGGCCAGCCAGUAUUCAUGGAGAGUGGAGGAGUGUCAAAUCCUCAAUAUCCCUAUACUGCUGGUCCGCCACAGCAGCAUCAUUUGCCUGUAGGUCAUCAUCAUGCAACCCUCCCAGUUCAACAGCAAACUCCACCAAUGGGCUACUUGCCAACUGCCAUGCCUAGCACCAUUCAGCCACCACCACCUCAAUACUCUGUGAAUUAUCACGGGCCACCACCAGGAGCGAAUGUGGGUGGAAAUAUGUAUGUGGCUCAACAACAGGCGUAUCCGUUACCGACUGCUUCCAUACAACCUCCACCACAACAGCAAGCCAUGAUGGAUCCAUCCACAUUGCAUCAUGUUGGUCCACCUCAAAAGAAGCACAAGCAAUAA